AUGGAGAAUGGUAGCAUGAAUGAUGUGAGUGAACCUAUAUGUGGGAUGUUAUUCAAUUCAGAACAUGAUGCAUAUGAUUACUACAACAGAUUUGGACGGGCAAUGGGAUUUAGUGUUAGGAAACACUUUAUGAAUAAGAGCAAGAAAGACAAGAUGACUAUAACAUCUAGGGGAUUUGUCUGUUCAAAAGCUGGUUGUCGAUUGAGUGACAAGCGAGACAUGAAUACUGUUAACCCCCGAGCUGAGACAAGAACAAAUUGCCAGGCACGAAUGAACAUAUGUUUGGUUGAUGAUGGAAAAUACAAAUGCUGUGAAUUUGUGAGGGAACAUAAUCAUGAGCUUCAUAGCACAACAACAGUUCAUAUGCUGCGUUCACAGAGGAAGAUGUUAGACAUACAUAGGCAUGAAAUUGAUUUGGCAGAUGACUCGGGGAUCAUGCCUAGAUCCACAUUUGAGUUGAUGGGUAGGCAGGCUGGUGGGAUAGAAAACCUUAGUUGUUUGACCCAAGAUGUUAGGAACUAUCUCCGCACUAAAAGACAGCGUGCCUUGACAUAUGGUGAGGCAGGUAGUUUGAUGAAGUACUUUGUUACCCAAACUAGGACCAACCCAUCUUUCACAUACUCGUUUCAACUGGAUAGUGAAGAACAAAUAACAAACAUAUUUUGGGCUGAUCCAAAGAUGAUCAUUGACUACGCACAUUUUGGAGAUGUAAUCAGCUUUGACACUACAUUUCGCACCAACAAAGAGUGUAGGCCGUUUGGGUUGUUUGCUGGAUUCAAUCAUCAUAGAGGGUGCACUGUAUUCGGGGCUGCACUUUUAUAUGAUGAGACAGCGGAAUCUUUCGAAUGGCUGUUUGAGGUAUUCGCUGAAGCUCACGGUGGAAAGAAGCCUAAAACUAUAUUCACGGAUCAAGACAAAGCUAUGGCUAGAGCAUUAAAAGAAGUGUGGCCUCAGACGUGGCAUGGAUUGUGUACUUGGCACUUAAUGCAGAAUGGAAUUACACAUUUGGGUCAUAUGAUGAAAGAUGGUUCCAAGUUUCUUACAGAUUUAAAGAAAUGCAUAUACCAAUACGAUGUGGAAGAUGAAUUCGAGACAGUGUGGUAUAAUUUGCUACACGAGUAUGAUGUUAAGGAUAAUGCAUGGUUGCAACGUAUUUAUGGUCUUAAAAGUCAGUGGGCGAAGUGCUAUAUGAAAAACACAUUCACAAUAGGCAUUCGAAGUACACAGCUCAGUGAGAGUCUGAACAGUGACUUGAAGGACUAUUUGAAGUCAACUUUGGAUGUUGUGCAAUUUUUUAAACAUUUUGAAAGAGUUCUUAACCAGAAGCGUGGUAAUGAAUUAAAAACUGAAUUUGAUGCACGAAACAAGAUGCCACGACUUGCAAAUUCAAUGUCAAUUGUACAGAAACAGGUUGGGGAACUCUACACUCCUGCAAUUUUUCAGUUAUUUCAAGAGGAAUAUAAUUGGAUGACUGUUUGCACCAUCAUAGACCGAAGUAAUGGAAUGCCCUUCAUUAAUUUUCGAGUUGGGAUUUUUGAAGCAAAUUGUGAGUAUAAAGUAUGUUGUAACCCACUUCAAGGAAUUAUAGCGUGCAGUUGCAUGAAAUUUGAGACAGAUGGUAUUCUGUGUUGCCAUUGUUUGAAAGUUUUUGAUGUGUUAGAUAUAAAGCGUAUUCCUGAAUGCUACAUUCUGAAGAGAUGGACACGGGGAGCAAGAACCAUGGUACUCAAUGACAGUAGGGGGAAAGAAGUUGAACUAGAUGUCAACUUGGAUUGUACCCAACGGUAUAAGCGUAUUUGUCCUGAACUUAUUCAAAUAGCAUCAGAAGCUUCAAAUACAAUUGAGGGAUACAAUUUGGUGAAAGAUGCUGCGAAUGAAUUAAGGUUUAAGCUUGGUAAUAUUAGAAUCAACCCAGUUGAUUGCCCUGAUAUGCCAAUAUUGCCUGAUUUCUCUAAUGACGUAUACAAUGGAUUACGUUUGAAGCAUAAAGAGAAAAAUACAAGAGGUGGUAGACGGUUAAAGAGUUGGGUUGAAAAACAAGGAAAAAAAAAGAAAAGUGGAGGGCCAAGUAACAAUCAACGAUUACAAGAACAUCAACCACCGGAUGAAGAUUGCCUGAUGGAUAACACAUAUUCCAGUUACAUGUCACUUAUGGAUUCUAUUUCCCAAAUAUCAUCUCAAGCAUCUGUAGCUCAUCAAUCAGUGGAUGAAGAUUAUAUUUAGAUUCGGCUAAUGAGGACUAUUGUUUUUUGCUAUUAAAUACAUCCAGUUAAUGUCAUGGCUUAUUUUUUUGA
This is a messenger RNA of Macadamia integrifolia, 2294 nucleotides long. Its product is annotated as protein FAR1-RELATED SEQUENCE 5-like. The record is from RefSeq and is a predicted model, not a curated record. Bases 1 to 2223 code for a protein of 740 amino acids. The transcript is spliced from 2 exons. Lineage: Eukaryota; Viridiplantae; Streptophyta; Magnoliopsida; Proteales; Proteaceae. Gene Ontology annotation, biological process: regulation of DNA-templated transcription. Gene Ontology annotation, molecular function: zinc ion binding.